CAUUGGUUGACCGAGCUAGAGAUCUUUGCCAUGAUCUUUGCAGCAGCGGUUCACGACUACGAACACACUGGAACCACCAACACCUUCCACAUCCAGACCAGGUAAUAGAUUACUGAUCUAAUAGAUCCAGACCAGGUAAUAGAUUACUUAUCUAACAGAUCCAGACCAGGUAAUAGAUGACUGAUCUAACAGAUCCAGACCAGGUAAUAGAUUACUGAUCUAACUGAUCCAGACCAGGUAAAUAGAUUACUGAUCUAACUGAUCCAGACCAGGUAAUAGUAUGACUGAUCUAACAGAUCCAGACCAGGUAAUAGAUGACUGAUCUAACAGAUCCAGACCAGGUAAUAGAUUACUGAUCUAACAGAUCCAGACCAGGUAAUAGAUGACUGAUCUAAACAGAUCCAGACCAAGUAAUAGAUUACUGAUCUACUGAUCCAGACCAGGUAAUAGAUGACUGAUCUAACAGAUCCAGACCAGGUAAUAGAUGACUGAUCUAACAGAUCCAGACCAGGUAAUAGAUGACUGAUCUAACAGAUCCAGACCAGGUAAUAGAUGACUGAUCUAACAGAUCCAGACCAGGUAAUAGAUGACUGAUCUAACAGAUCCAGACCAGGUAAUAGAUGACUGAUCUAACAGAUCCAGACCAGGUAAUAGAUGACUGAUCUAACAGAUCCAGACCAGGUAAUAGAUGACUGAUCUAACAGAUCCAGACCAGGUAAUAGAUUGACUGAUCUAACAGAUCCAGACCAGGUAAUAGAUGACUGAUCUAACAGAUCCAGACCAGGUAAUAGAUGACUGAUCUAACAGAUCCCAGACCAGGUAAUAGAUUACUGAUCUAACAGAUCCAGACCAGGUAAUAGAUGACUGAUCUAACAGAUCCAGACCAGUAAUAUAUGACUGAUCUAUAACAGAUCCAGACCAGGUAAUAGAUUACUGAUCUAACUGAUCCAUUCCCAGGUCUGAAUCAGUCCCCUGAUUAGAAGGAGAGGAUGAAAUCCACACUGAGUUAAACAGAAAACUAAUUCAGUGUAUCUACAAUGGGAAAAAAUAUGUUUAGCUGAAACUAUGAGCAUGUCUCAGAUCAGACACAGCGAUCCUGUACAAUGACCGGUCAGUCUUAGAGAGCCAUCAUUCAGCGCAGCAUAACCGCCUCCUACAGGACGAUGUGAGAUCAACAUACUAUGCAACCUGUCUAACGACGACUGGA
This is a messenger RNA of Coregonus sp. 'balchen', 1207 nucleotides long. The record is from the annotation of a GenBank genome assembly. NCBI's taxonomy places the organism in Eukaryota, Metazoa, Chordata, Actinopteri, Salmoniformes, Salmonidae.